AUGGCAAUGAAGCAAAUAAUUUUUGCUAUAUUAUUUGGAGUUAUUCUUCUGACAAUUUCGGUCUCAUCAACCCCUCUUAGAAAGGAAGAUACACUUUUUUUUGAUUGGACAAUCAAAACACAUAAAUGUGAUCUUGAUAAAUGUGGUGAACGGCCAGUUAUACUUGUAUAUCCUACCUACGAUAAAAACAAUAAAGAGAACACGCCUAAAUGCAUUAAAUUUCCUGCGCCAACUAUUAAAGCGAGACCAGGACAACAUAUUCAAGUUUUAAUAAGAAAUAAACUUGAUGAACUGACUGCAAUCCAUUGGCAUGGACUUCUUAUAAGGAAUACAAUUUUUUCAGACGGUGUUCCAGCCGUAACUCAGUGUCCAAUUCAGCCUGGGACUUCAUUUUUAUAUGAUUUUUAUGCAAAUGAUCAUUCUGGUACUCAUUGGUAG
Molecule: messenger RNA, 438 nt
Organism: Racocetra fulgida
Lineage: Eukaryota; Fungi; Glomeromycota; Glomeromycetes; Diversisporales; Gigasporaceae
Source: the annotation of a GenBank genome assembly